UAUUUUCAAAAUUUGCUAUCAAUGGACGCUCCUCCUCAAUCCCCCGCCUUCGACCCAUAUGCUUAUCGUUCUCCACAAGUUCCUUCUACACGAGGAAAUGUCGAACGUCCUCUACCUAUUGACGAGGACGACGAGGACGAUGGGGUAGUGCCCGAAACUCAAAAUUUGGGCGACGACGACGAGGAAUAUGAAUAUAAUGUGGACGAAGACGCGGGCAACGAAGAAGACGAGGCUCGAGAAAAAAAAGGGAAAACGGUGAGCGAAAAAUGGACAAAAGAACAAGAAGAGGCGUUGGCGAAGGCGUGGGUACAUUGUUCUACCAACAAAAAAAAGGGCAAUCAACAAAGUCGCGAAAGUUUUUGGGGUAAAAUUUUAGAGCACUUUAACAAAACUAUCGGUGGAAGUAACCGGACCGUUCAUCAAGUACGGUCUAAAUGGAACCCGAUGCAUUCGAAAAUAAACUUUUUCAACGGCCUAUACCAACAAGCGGAUCGCACACGAGCAAGCGGAUGUCAAGAUCUCGACGUGAUGAAAAUCGCGUUAAAAGAAUGUCUUUUAUAUAAUUUUUAA
This is a messenger RNA of Helianthus annuus (common sunflower), 570 nucleotides long. RefSeq names its product glutathione S-transferase T3-like. The transcript is spliced from 2 exons. Bases 22 to 570 code for a protein of 182 amino acids. The record is from RefSeq and is a predicted model, not a curated record. Lineage: Eukaryota; Viridiplantae; Streptophyta; Magnoliopsida; Asterales; Asteraceae.